Molecule: messenger RNA, 1918 nt
Organism: Pomacea canaliculata
Lineage: Eukaryota; Metazoa; Mollusca; Gastropoda; Architaenioglossa; Ampullariidae
Product: lysophospholipase-like protein 1
Exons: 5
Coding region: 114-833 (239 amino acids)
Biological process (GO): protein depalmitoylation
Cellular component (GO): cytoplasm
Molecular function (GO): carboxylic ester hydrolase activity; palmitoyl-(protein) hydrolase activity
Source: RefSeq, a predicted model, not a curated record
AGCAUGCGCAGAGGAUUAGAACCAGAGAGUGACUUCCCUUAAGUGUUGUCUGCUGCUGUACGCCUCACACGCGAACUGUGAAAUUCGUGCACGCAACAUCAUUUUAGUUAGUAAUGGCAUCACCUUCAGUUUAUCAACUUUCAACUCACAUUAUCAGACAGACUGGUCACAAAUGCACAGCUUCAGUAAUUCUGCUUCAUGGUUCAGGUGGAACAGGUGAUGACCUGCGUGACACUUUUAGGUACCUUCUACGAGAAGACCUCUGUUUUCCUCACAUUCGUAUUUUGUACCCAACUGCACCAGUCAGGCCUUACAGUCUUGCUGAUGGCAUGCCAAGCAGUGUCUGGUUUGACAGAGUGAAUCUUGGUUUGAACAGUGUAGAGCAAAAGAUUUCAACUGAUGCAAUGGCCAAACAGCUUGGGCAGCUAGUGGAUGCCGAAGUAAAAUCGGGCAUUCCACUACAUAGAAUUGUUAUUGGUGGGUUUUCAAUGGGAGGAGCAAUGGCUCUACAUCUAGGUUACCGGUUCCAUAAGAAAAUUGCCGGAGUAAUUGCCAUAGGCAGCUUUCUCCCUAACGAUUCAGCAGUAUAUCAGGAUCUCGAACAGGUAAAGGCUGCAGACACUACUCUGCCUCUAUUAACACAAAUCCAUGGAGAAGCUGAUGAAUUAGUAAAUUUUCUCUGGGGAAGAAACACAUUUGAUCGUCUAUGCAGUCUUGGAGUGAAAGGAGAAUUUACUGCCGUACCUAACCUUGGACAUUUUUUGAAUAGAACUGUAACAAUAUCUCUGAGAGAAAAGAUUCUCAAACUGUUACCUGAAGAACACAGUUUAUAGCAGAUGACCUAGAUGUUUUUCUUCUGAGGUGCAGUUUUCCUGAUAGCUUUGUUUUCAAUUUUCCUUGUUAAUUGUUGAUGUUAAUAGUUCUGCUAGCAAGAAUUUAAAAACGUCGGGGUUAAAAAAUUUCCAGAUACUGUUCACAUUCCAUAAACAUGUUAACAUGCAUUUUGAGAAUGCACAUGGAACUAGAAUUUGCAACAUUUCAAAACCAGCAUGUUAUGCCUUGACUUUUCUUUUUACCCUGACACUGAGCUAAGGCUUAAAGAGAAAAAAAUAAAUGGUCUGUGUUUUUUUAUGUCCCAUUUCAAUGUGCAAAAGUGUAGGAUAUAAACAUUUGCAGGUAAAAUAAAAAUAGUCUAAAUAAAAAGAGUGGCAUUUAAAGUUAAAUUUUUAUUGAUAUACACACCACCAACUCUAUAUAAAGACAUAACGUCAAAUGUGAAAUUGUGGAUUGAUGUCUAGAUCAUCAAAAAGUGAACAAGCAUGUGUGAUAAUUAGGUUAAAAAUAGUGUGAAAGACACGCUGUUAAGUGUUAAAAUUUUAUGCUCUAUUAAUUUGCAAAAGCAGCCAUUUCACAUAGUUUUUAUUCACUUAUAUAGUGUUGAAUAAUAAAUUAUUUUAACUUUAAUAUUCCUUUGGUGUUUUGGAAUUGAUGUUGAUUCUUCUCUCAAGAUCAUUGAAAUUGUUUGCUUUAAUGGGUUUAAAUUUUAUUUUCUACCAGAUUUAUAUGAUGGCAUGGAAAGUAAAGUCUGGUCAAAACAUGAAAUUUUAUGUUAUGUUUCAAAAGCAUUUUAAAUGUUUAAAAAAAUGAAAUCACAAAAUUUCUGGGUGAACACACUGAAGAAACAAAUACUUCUACAAAUCUUAACAUUACCAAAUUAAGAUGCAGGCACAAUAAAACAACAAAAAAGGUCUUCAUGAGAUAAAGGAUAUGAAGCUUUUGCAGGAGAUAUUUUAAAACAGUUUUUAAGAAAAAUGAAAGCUUUAUUUCUUCAUCCCAUGAGAGCAAUAAUAAAAGAAUCUUGCAAGAAAUGAAUACAAGAUAGUUUAAGUAAGAAACAAAGGCCACUAAUGAAGUACAA